Molecule: messenger RNA, 369 nt
Organism: Vicia faba (fava bean)
Lineage: Eukaryota; Viridiplantae; Streptophyta; Magnoliopsida; Fabales; Fabaceae
Source: the annotation of a GenBank genome assembly
AUGCAACCUCUGAAGAUAAAACUUACAGUGAGACUUGAUCCUUCCAUCCACGCGACGAAGCCACGCAAUCGGACAACCACGCACCGUAGUUCACCACUGAUCACUGAAAAUCUAAUGGAUCCAGACCUCCAACUCCGCCCAAUCAUAUUCGGCUGCAACAUCCAGCUAGCUGAUUUCCUGAGACUCGCAAAUGGUGUUUUCCAUAGGCAGAUGGAGUUUGCCAUAGGUAGACGGUGUUUGCCAUCCCUUAGAAGUGCAAUAUCAUUUUAUGAAGAAGGCAAUGGUGUUCGCCAUUUCCCUAAGGGCAUUCGACAUUGCUUCGCAGGAAACAGCAUUUACAUUAGAAGUAGUUUUCAAACAAUUAUUUGA